This is a messenger RNA of Cimex lectularius (bed bug), 1315 nucleotides long. RefSeq names its product Krueppel-like factor 3 (gene cbt). The transcript has 4 exons. Gene Ontology annotation, molecular function: DNA-binding transcription factor activity, RNA polymerase II-specific; RNA polymerase II cis-regulatory region sequence-specific DNA binding. Gene Ontology annotation, biological process: regulation of transcription by RNA polymerase II. The record is from RefSeq and is a predicted model, not a curated record. Bases 201 to 1112 code for a protein of 303 amino acids. NCBI's taxonomy places the organism in Eukaryota, Metazoa, Arthropoda, Insecta, Hemiptera, Cimicidae.
ACUUCCCGACUUGGUCUCGCCGAUCAGCCCUCCAUUCGUCCGCUGCGUCUCGCUUGCUACAGUCAUCAAACCUUUGCAAAUAAACGUAAACAACAUCUGUAAAAGUGUUACGGGGACUUCUUAAAGGAUCCAAACGACCCACGGAACAUCUUCAUUUAUCCUGUUUAUAAUUAAACAACAAAAAUAAACAAACGACAAAGAUGGCGAAGGUCGUCGACCUGGACGCCGUCAGCUCCCUACUGGAGCUGCAUGCCCUCGGUAUGAAGAGGACAUACCAGGAGAUGAGGAACAUCCAGCUUCCCACUCCUCAACCCUCGGAUUCGGAGAGCGAAGAGCUCGACUGCCCUGAGGGAAAGAGGAUCAAGACAGAUUUCGAAAAACACGACCUGGCAAUGAAUUUUCUGAACAGUACACCUCCUAGGACUCCGAGCCCUCCUCAGGUCACGUCUGUUCCAGUGUCCGUGAUAAUGAAAGUGAACAAGGACGGAUCCUGCUGCGCGGAUCCUUACGGAGGCUCGCUCAAGAAAGAGGAGCCGAAGCGAAGGUUCGUCUCGUCUCAGAACAUACUCAAAGUGAUAAAGUACAAAAUGAACAACAAGAAGGACGAACUGGAGUCACAGUGCAAAGAGGUUAUCAAGGAGGAGAAGAAAACCAGCAAACCCAAGGAGAUCGCGAUAGCCCCGAAGCCGCAAACGACCGUCGUCCUCACAGGCGGACGGCUCAUACCCAUCCGCCCGUCCGACCUAGUCAUCGUCGCGCCUCCUCCCAUGCCUGCAGAACCUGCAGACCCGAGAAGGAGGAUCUUCCAAUGCGAGCACGAAGGAUGCGGUAAAAACUAUUUCAAGUCCUCCCAUCUCAAGGCCCACACACGAUCUCAUACCGGUGAAAAACCGUUUAUCUGCCCUUGGAAAAACUGCGAACGGCGAUUUUCGAGAUCGGACGAGCUGUCGAGGCACAGGAGAACGCACACGGGCGAAAAGAAAUUCGCCUGCACCUUCUGCGACCAGAGGUUCAUGCGUUCAGACCACCUCGCGAAGCAUGUUAAGACGCACAACAAGACCACUUUCAAAACUCCCUCGGUUCCUCUGAGCGUCGUCUUGACGUCUUUGUAAAUGCCGACUAAAAGUGCCUUCGACGUACCUGAAUCUGUGAUAUCGACUGAAUUACAAUUUUUUUUUGUAAAUACCCAAGCGUGUGAUAUGAACUGAUUUUUCUUCAUGAUAUCCUACCAAAGUUUAGAAUUUACGUUCUUUAUACAAUUGUUUGUGAAUUUUAUUUCGAUAUGUUCAACUUUACAAUUAUAUGUAUAUUUUUU